CAUGCGUAUUGCGAUAGUGACAACCAAAAGCAGGAAUUUUCGCACUGCACAUUCCGAUCGUUCGGCCGUUCGUUCAGCACCGUCUUUUAUCGACACUGUUCCGUGGCUUUAAGUCCCUUGAAACUCAGCAGAAAUAUACAAAAAUGUUCGCCGCCGCCAGACUGAUCGCCCCUGCUGCCAGAAGCGCCAUUCUCAGCAACUCAGUACAAUACCUUAGGCCACUGAGCAGUGCAGUCAGCCAGAGUCAUUCUUUGGUCCAGUCUGUCCAACAGAAACAGGUCAGUCUUUUGCCAGCCAUCCGUGGAAUCCAGACCAGUCCUGUAUCAAGGGACAUCGACUCUGCUGCCAAAUUCAUUGGUGCUGGUGCUGCCACCGUAGGAGUAGCUGGCUCAGGAGCCGGUAUUGGAACAGUAUUCGGUUCCCUCAUCAUCGGUUAUGCAAGAAAUCCAAGCCUGAAACAGCAACUUUUCUCAUAUGCCAUCUUGGGUUUCGCCCUGUCUGAAGCUAUGGGUCUUUUCUGUCUUAUGAUGGCCUUUUUGUUAUUGUUCGCCUUCUAAGAAGGGCAUUUUUAUUAAAUCUAAUAAAAGUAUGUUACGUACCAUCUUAAAUCAUUUUUUUACAGUCUGUGUUGUUUAUAUUUCGUUAUGAGAAUGGAGUCACUAUAACGUUGUAUAAGCGAUGCUAUCGCAUUAAGACUCUGAAAUUAUAAUUAGAAUUAUCUAGGACAAGUAUAUGAUUUAUAUAAGAGACUUUGGGCUUGCUAUUUAUUAAGAACUUAAAAAUCAUAUAUUUGUUUCAUUGUUAGUAGAUUCCAUAUGGGAGUGAAGAAAAGGCCGAAUCAGUGACAAAAAUCGACUCAAUGCAUAUUGUACAGGUUCAAGAGCAAAUAGAAAUGUCAAUAAAACACCCUUA
Dendroctonus ponderosae (mountain pine beetle) is the source of this 912-nucleotide messenger RNA. It is a transcript of the gene ATPsynC, whose product is annotated as ATP synthase lipid-binding protein, mitochondrial. The coding region runs from base 144 to 557 and encodes 137 amino acids. Gene Ontology annotation, molecular function: proton transmembrane transporter activity. Gene Ontology annotation, biological process: proton transmembrane transport; proton motive force-driven ATP synthesis. The transcript has 5 exons. The record is from RefSeq and is a predicted model, not a curated record. Lineage: Eukaryota; Metazoa; Arthropoda; Insecta; Coleoptera; Curculionidae.